ACGGAGGGGACGUAGUGUUUGAUCUGAAUUUUUGUUACAGAAAAAUCAGGGCUCCUGAGACUGCAGUCUGCAGAGCAGCUCUGUCCCUGCAGACACAGGAGGUGAGAGCACACGGAGACCACAGCACCCCGCUCACAAGCAGAAGGGCAGUGGGCCUUGCCGGGAACGCUUUCCACCCUGCAGGCGCCACGCCCAGCGGGUUCCCCGCGCUGCACCUGAUUGCGCUUCACAACUAGGCUAGCUCAGUGCACUGGGGGCUGCUGCUAGGCCCAGCGAAGCAUGUUGGUGCCAGGGUAAUGACUCCGUCAGGGCCAAGCAUUCCCAGACCUGCGCUCUGCCCUGCCAUUCACCAGCCACGGGGUUGUGUCACUCUGCUCAGAGUAAAGGACAGUUUACUCUGUCCUGGUUGCUCCCCAUUAGGAUGCCAUGGGUCAGCAACACGCCUGCCCCUGCCCCGCCCGCGCCGCCCUGCGCUACUGCGUCUGCACCCGGGCGCUGGAGGUGGCGGAGCAGGGCGCGCGCCUGGGCCCCGUGCGCAUCGUGCUGCACAACUGCCCCUGCUACCGCGUCCUGGCCGCGCCGCGCCACGUCUUCCUGCUGCCCGCCCCGGACGCCCACGCCGGCGCCGCCAAGCUGCUGCUGGUCUGGUGCCCGCAGGAGAGCCGCGUGGCUCUGGUUGCGCCCGCCCGAGGGCUUCUGCGCAGCUACUGCCUGCCGCCCGCGGGAGAGCUGGACUUUAAGAAGUUGGUGGCGGGGUGUGCGGGGCUCCUGCCCGCCCUGGGCCCACUGGACGUCCACACCUGCGCCCUGUCGGACUCGGGGGACCUGCUGCUACUCAGCCCCCGGGGCGCCGUGGAUCUGCUGCAGCCCGACGGCGCCCAGCGGCGCAUCUUCGACUUUGGGGGCAGCGCGCUGGCCCCAGGAGACCUGGCGCAGCUGCACGCACGGAGCGGCACCUUGGCCUGCGCGCUGGCCGGCCUGCUGUACCUUGUCGACGUGGGCAGCGGGCGCCUGCUGGACAAGAUGGUGCUGGGCACCAAGGAGGUACACUUCCUGGAGGAUGAGGAGGAGCUGCAGCUCCUCACCCCGACGGGGAUCUACAGCUAUGUCCCCCGUGGUGCGGAGCCAGGCGGGCGGCCGGAGCCCCUGCUCUCCGAGCUGGUCUUCCAGGAGGCGUGCAAGUAUUACCAGCGCCGCAGCCUCAGCAGCACGCCGCUGACAGUGGAGAAGCUGCGCAAGGGCGGCAUGUUCCAGGCACCCAUCGCACUGGCAGCCAUCCUGCACCGCGGCCUGCGCCCACAGCACGAGCCGCCCCACGGGCUCCCGGGGCCCCACGCCAAGCUGCUGAGCACCCUCAGCCUGGAGCUGCAAAGCUACCGCAGCCUGGAAGCACUGAAGGCCUGCGUGGUGGGCGCGCCGGAGGGCGAGGUGGACAGCUACUGCGAGGAGCUGGUGGAGCAGGAGCUCACCCGCCUCCUGCACUCGGAGCUGGACCCGGACAACCUGGCCUACCUGAACACCAUCUUCCGCUCCUUCCCCCGGGCCGCCUGGAAAGCCGUGCGCGCCAGCCUGCAGCUGCGGCAGGGCACCGACGGGCUCCUGGUUGCCCGGGCCACGCCAGACAUCUGGAAGAAAGUGCUGGGGGGCCCGGCGGCACGGGAGGCGGAGGGAGGCUGCAACGGGGCGCUCCCGCUCUUUGAGCUCAUCUGUGGCUCCCUGCACCGCUACAAGCCCGCGUGGCUGCCGCGCUUCGUGGCGCUGACGCAGCAGUACGCCGGCACCACGUGGCCCUACGGCAGCCAGGACGGGCCCGAGGGCCGCGUGCCCCUCUACAAGCGGGCGCUGGCCGUGCUGACCCGGCGGGCCGGGGCCGCCGGCGAUGAGGACCUGGAGAUCGAUCUGCUGCUGUGCAGCGCGCGGCCCAAGGCUGUGCUCCAGGCCAUGCGGCUCCUCGUGCGGCUGCGGCACUGGCCCCGUGUGCUGGAGGCUGCCUGCCGCUUCUGCCCGCGCAGCCCCUUGCUCAACAAGGAGAUCUUCACCACACUCCUGGCCGAGGUGGCCCAGCACCGCGAGCUGGACCCACACCUGGGCGCCCUGUGGGAGCUGUGCCCCCCAGACCUGGCAGCCACAGACGUCCUCGCCGUUGUUCUGCAGCACCUGCCCAGCCCCGGGGCGGGCGACCCCACUCCCUUCGCUGCUGCCCCAGGCACCCUGCUGACCGUGGGGCUGCUGAAACCGCUGCUGCAGCGCGUGGCACAGCGCCCACGGGCCCAGGAUGAGCUCUAUGCCGAUGCCCUGCAAAGCCCCAGCAUCCCCCCUCCCACCCCACCCCGGGAGCGCUGGGCAGGUGCCAAGCUGGCCCCAAGGACUGCCAUGCUCGGGCCAGACCAAAGCGGCACUGUGUGAAUGGCGCCGGGGAGCAGGCACCCAGGCUAGGAGCUCCAGCGUGCCCCCGGCCCCGGCGCAGGGUGAAAGACUAGAUCUGA
Molecule: messenger RNA, 2486 nt
Organism: Gavialis gangeticus (Gharial)
Lineage: Eukaryota; Metazoa; Chordata; Crocodylia; Gavialidae
Gene: HPS6
Product: HPS6, biogenesis of lysosomal organelles complex 2 subunit 3
Exons: 1
Coding region: 427-2406 (659 amino acids)
Biological process (GO): lysosome localization; melanocyte differentiation; protein localization to membrane
Cellular component (GO): lysosomal membrane; BLOC-2 complex
Source: RefSeq, a predicted model, not a curated record